Messenger RNA from Rosa rugosa (rugosa rose), 833 nucleotides. RefSeq names its product ubiquitin-conjugating enzyme E2 variant 1C-like. The transcript is spliced from 4 exons. Gene Ontology annotation, biological process: protein K63-linked ubiquitination; DNA damage tolerance. Gene Ontology annotation, cellular component: nucleus. The record is from RefSeq and is a predicted model, not a curated record. The coding region runs from base 130 to 570 and encodes 146 amino acids. Lineage: Eukaryota; Viridiplantae; Streptophyta; Magnoliopsida; Rosales; Rosaceae.
CAUUCAUUUCUCAUUGCUUCAGAGUCUGAGUCGUCGUCCCCUCCUUUAUACUAGUGCGUACACGUUAUUCUCCGCAGCUUAGCAACAACGCGUUGUCCAGAAACCCUCUCUCAUCUCCGAUCGGAUUUCAUGACGAUUGGUUCUGCCGGAUCUAGUAUCGUUGUGCCACGAAAUUUCAGGUUGCUGGAGGAACUUGAACGUGGAGAGAAGGGCAUCGGAGAUGGUACUGUCAGUUAUGGAAUGGAUGAUGGAGAUGACAUUUAUAUGCGCUCCUGGACGGGUACUAUAAUUGGCCCACAUAAUACUGUUCAUGAAGGGCGCAUAUAUCAACUAAAACUGUUCUGUGACAAAGAUUAUCCAGAGAAGCCACCAAGUGUACGAUUUCAUACACGCAUCAAGAUGACUUGUGUCAAUCAUGAAACUGGAGUGGUUGAUUCAAAGAAGUUUGGAAUGCUGGCAAAUUGGCAGCGGGAUUUCACCAUGGAAAACAUAUUGAUGCAGCUGAAGAAGGAAAUGACAGCCUCACACAACCGGAAACUUGUCCAACCACCCGAAGGUACAUAUUUCUAAUGGGAGGCAACUUUGAAGAUUGUCACUGAUCUGUUGAAACGAUGGAUUGGCAUAGGCUGAAUCUCUUUUAUACAUGUACGAUAUUUCCAUUAUUGACAACUUAAGAUAUUUCCAUUAUGGACAACUGGAGGAAAGAAAGGAAAAGUGGUCCUCAAGCUCUUUAGUGUCACUCUCCUCUAUUGUUUUUCUUUUCGAUGAUUCUUGUUUAAACAUUUCUUAUUGAGAAUUUUAUCCAUGUAUUGAGUGAAAUGCAAUUAAAAUCA